Molecule: messenger RNA, 6465 nt
Organism: Besnoitia besnoiti
Lineage: Eukaryota; Apicomplexa; Conoidasida; Eucoccidiorida; Sarcocystidae
Exons: 4
Coding region: 1-6465 (2154 amino acids)
Biological process (GO): positive regulation of GTPase activity
Molecular function (GO): GTPase activator activity
Source: RefSeq, a predicted model, not a curated record
AUGGGGGGCCGCGCCGAGACGCCAGGCCUGUUCGGCGGGUUUUUCGCAUCCUCACAAGCUAAGGUAGGGUUUAUCCGUGGAGCAUCAGGGACAAGGGAGAAACUCGCUUUGAGGUGUACGUACACGAUAGAUCUGGGGGGCUGCCUCGACAUCCCUGCAGCAGCAAGCCCGCGUCGGUACCAUCGCAGUUGCCGGUCUCACCUGGUUAGGUCCGACGGUGACAGCUCCACUGAAACCAACGAUGUACGAGACAUCGCGGGUCCGCUCACGUUGUCUUUCCUGGAGCCCGGGAGGGAAGGAGGCGAGGAGCGGAGUCUGGCGCAGUUACGAUUGAGGACGCCCAGAGACGGUCGCAGCAGGAAACGGUGGGAAGCGGACCGAGAGGCAGCGGCGCUUGACGUGCACCGCGAGUGCGUCUCUUCGUUCCCUAGCCGCUGUACGCCCAUUCGUCGACUCUUUGACGUUGGCGAGUACGUGACGAUUGAGGCGGUGCGGACACCCGCGCAAGCUCAUCCGGGAGACGACGAAAAGGAAACGUUCUGUUCGUCUCCUUCCUGCACCCCCUCGCGCGCACCGUGCGAGCCUGUGGCAAUCUCGCGAAGCAGCGCGGGCAUGCUUCUCAGCGCCCUUUCGUUGGCAGUCACUGAGCUACAAUUGCAGGACCGGGAGAGCCUGGAGGAUGUCUGCCAGCAGAGACUCCUUUCGAGCCUGUCUCAGAUCAAGCAGGACAAGGAACUGCAAAGGGGAGACCGAGUUCAAACCUCUGUGGCCCCGGAUGAUUCAUCUGAGUCCAGCGCUGACUCCGCAGGACUCACCCCUUCACGGGCGCCGAAGCCUAUGCCAUGGAAUCUGCCAGUGUUUGCAGUGAUGGAUGCUGACGAAGAACUGUUUCUUGGAUCCUACAUCGCGUCGGCGUCUCUCUAUAAUCAAGAAUUCGUUUUGCCUUGCAACCAGCGGGAGCCUUCCAGCAGCGGCGGUGGUGCGGCGGCUGAGAAAGGUCUGGAAGCCAUGGCUGAAAGGAGGAACAAAGGAGGGGAGACUUCUCCAUGCGCAGCGGGUCACAAGAAUGCGAAUGAGAGAGACUCUCAUUCAAGAGACGGCAGGAAGGAGACUUUCGGCGCAACCGCGAGAGCAGAAGACAGUCCAGGGUGGAAACGAGCUCUCAGUACACGGUUAACAAGUCUGGACGAGCUUUGGCAUUGGGAAUUCUUCGGAUUUAAUGUAGUGCGGAGAAAGGGCCAAAGCGUCGGCCUUACAGGUUUCUUCAACUACCUCGCCUGCGCUGUGGGACUUGGAACUCCGCCUGCGCUCCUGUGCCCUUUCGAUCGCCGCCGACAGAAGGCGCUUCUUCGUGUCCUCAGAGAGAGGACCCGCGUUUCGCUUCGUUCCACGUAUUUCGUUGCAGAGCUGCCCGUUCGUCCCUCGCGGCCCUUGCCUUUUCCGCGUUCCUCGACAGCCGCCCCGUCUGCGGCGAGCCACGAGAGGGGCGCGGUUGGAGCUGCGGCACACAGAGACGCUUUAGAGGCCGAGCGCGAGGGGGAGUGGCAUUCUAUUUGGGAGUUCGGCCUGCGAGACCUCUGGCGAUCAGCCGAUUUUUCUGACAGUGAGGGCGAGCUCACCCAACCAGCAGCCCGCUGUGGAAGCAGAAGAAGUCAGGGGUCAGCUGCCGGCGGCAUCGACGCUGCGGAGGAGGUGUCCAGCGACAUGCGAGAAGCGUGGAUGACACCACGCGAGGGCGAAGACGACAAUGCAGCAGCGCGAAUGAACGCACGGGACUCCGGUGAGACUCCGUCUCUUGCUGCUCUCUCCGGUGGCGCAUCCUUAGGCGGCAGCGCAGCGGCGCAUGCUGGGGGUUUCAUUCAUAAGGAUCUGCUUAUUCGCCUUUCCAUCACCGGACCUGACCCAUAUGCCUCACUGCACUUCUGCCGCGCGCUGCCGUCUCUUCCUCUGCUUUCGUACCGAAGCACAGACAGCAACGCCGCCGACCUCAGCUGCUUUACGGGUCUCUACGACGAGCAGCGAGGGCCUCUUGGACCCCCCGGCGCGCUUCCCUUUGUGUGCACCCUCCGGCUCACGACACAGCGGCAUGCCCUCGAGCGCAUCCGGGGCCUGCAGUGUCUUCUGCGAGCUGAAACGCCAUGCUUCCCGCCUGCUUCAGGCUACUCCGAAAGGGACGGACUGCCGCAGCCGCCCAGAGAGAAAAACCUGACUGAGAGGACUCGCCCACAGUUGCGUCCUCAGCUCGGCGAAGAAGCACAACGCUCUGUAGGAUCACGACAGGGAGAUGGCCUUCUGCGAGGGGAUGACGAGGAGAUGAACCGCACUGAAGGACAGACUGUGCUGCAUGCGAAAGGCCGAUUUUGUUCUCAUCUCGGCUUCUUAGCUGCCCUGGCGCCGCUUCUUGCACCUAUUCCGCCUCCGCGGACCCCUGAUGGACUCUUUCCCUUCGGUCCGCCUUCCCUCGCGGCGUCGCCCGCAGCAGAAGCAGACCUCCGUCGGUCUAUUCUGAGCGUAUUGAAUCCCCAGCAGCACGAAGUGACUCUUCCGUUUCCUCUCACAGCACGGCUGUUCGGGCUCAGUCUUCUAUUAGGACAAGCUCUCGAGAUCAGCGAAGGGUUCCUCGGUGCGGAUGCGGAAGACAGGUCCUCCUCAGACUUCCCAGGGAAGCGGCGCCGCGAUAAGCCGCUUCUGGAUGAAACGUUCUCGUUAGCCUUCCCGCCUACUCAAAGCUCUGAGUCUGAACAGCCUCCCAGCCACGAGGGGGGACCCCGGCCUGCCUUCUUGCAGCCGCGUCAGCUUGAGCGCCCCGCUGGCCAGCAUGCCCCCGCGGGGGCCUACGUCUGCGGGAGGUGUGAGGAGUCCGAAGAGGAGGAACUGAGCCGCGCGGAUAAGCCUCGCGUGCGGCGCGCUGCAGAGAUAGACUGCAGUUCCGCGCCACCGCUAAAGGGAAACGCAGGCGCACUGCGUUCGCUGGCGAGACCGACCCGCGGGCUCUCUCCUCAAGCCGCUUCACCGGUGGCUGCCUGCGCAGGAGGACAAGACGAGGCUGAUACGAGCCCGGCGGACGGACGCCAUCUCGGAUGGAGUGUGGCGGGGAUUGCAAAGAGAGCCGGUCGAGAACGAGUAAGUCGCAGAGCUGAAGAAGACACGCCCGCGAGGCCUCCGUCGGCUUGGGCCAUCCCGUCGCCCUUCUGUCCGCCCGACUCCGCCGGAGACCGGGGCGCGUUCUCGUGGGUCGGGGGAGAGAUCGCGUCCGCUGCUUCCCAGCCGAGCGACGGCCUUUGUCGCGGGCCGUCGUCAGGCAGUGGAGAAGAAGCGCGCAUGCGGCGCGCCGUCAAGCGGCUGCUUCGCCCUUCGCAUCCUGACGACCACAAAGCGCAUCUCCUGCGGCAGGCCCGCAAGCUGGCUGUCCUCGCCGCCAUCGAGAACGGCGGUGACGCGGGCGUCUCCAGUCGCUCGGGCACCACAGACGCUGCACGCGCCCCGAAGGUCCCGAGGGGCGUCCCAGAUGACCCCCAUUCGGGUCCUGCGUGCUCUGCCUCGUGUCCUUCGCCUUCGUCCCCUCACUCUCCGAAUCGCGCAGUCUUUCUUGCAUUCUCGCUUCUCUGCCGAGGCGCACCGUCGAACUCGCUUUUGACAGAUCUAGCACUUGCGGUCGCGGGCCUGCCUUCUCUUGUGCACGUCCAGCGCUUCUGGAGCCUCUUUCUCGUGGCGCUCCGCGGCGCGUGGGAGGCACGGACGCUUCUUCCCCGUGUCUCGUCAGCCGCGCAUCCGUCUCCGUGCCCUCCGGGGUUUCAGCCGCAGCGUGCCCCCUGCGCGGGAUCGGCGGCUGGCGCACAAGGAAGCAGCUCCAAGGCUCGAGCGCCUAAUGCACACGGAGACAGAGAUGCGACUGUGGGAUGGGAGGGGGGACUUGAAGAAAGGAAUGCGCAGGACAGCCGGAAAGGAAGAAGGGAAGACAGAGGAGAGUUCUCCCCGGAGAGCAAGUCGGGGAGCCCGGGGCACAAAUCCUCCUGGUGGCGUUUUUCGUCGUCUUCGUUGGCGAGGACGCUCAGCGCUUCUCUGGCCGUGCAAACGCGAGAGGGGUGGAACCCCGCGAGCUCCCUGGGCUCCUCCCACGACAGUUCGCAUGCAGACCUCGUGGCGACGAAUGCGCUUCUGUCGCCGUCGUCGGGCUUCUUUUUCGACGCCUCCGGCUGCAACUUUUCUUCACCGUCUCCCUCGCCUGGGAGGGCGGCCAAGGCAGCGGCGGCGGCAGCUGUGGCAGCAGGGGCGUCGUGCGCACCGGACGGGCCUGUUGGGCUCCCAGACUUCCGAGGCUGCCUUCUGCUGCAGCAUCUGCAGCAACUCAACUGCGCAAUCCAGCAGCUGCGUGUGCUGGCGUGGGAAGCUGAGGGGCGGCCGCGUAGCUGGGCCGUCGGCAGCGGCGGGGGUCUGCGGCAGGCAGGCGCCUCCUGCGGCACAAGAAAAGACCUGUGUAGAGAAGAGAGAGGAGGCCGGGCGAUGCUAGCUGGAGAGGACGCGGCGCCGCUGCAGUCCGAGACUCAGGGCGAAGUGGGGCCUUUUGAGAGUCACCGGUUUCUCGCCUGGACUGGGCAGCGAACCAGGAAGGGCGAGGGAGUGAGCGAAGGCAGACACAGAAAUCCUCAUGACACUGGAGAUCCUCUCCCAGUGGUGCUGCCGGGGAUGCCUCCGGUCACCGAAGUCACCCUGGGGCUCCACCGAGCGCGCCUCAACGCGCAAAAACUGCUGUACAUCGAACGGAAUGGCGGGAAACGCAGCGGCGACAGCCACGAGACUGACCUGUUUCCCUUUGCCCGAGCGUGCCGUAACGCCUUCGAACGUGCUCUGACUGGCUACGGCGAGCAACUCCAGGGAGGCGCGUCCUCCCCCAAGGGUCUCCACGUACGCAGCAGCCCGCUGUCGAGGACCUUCCCGUCCUUCAGCGAGUGGUGUGUGCGGGAGCUUGGCCCCCUUCUUCUUUCUCGGUGUGAUCUUUCAGCGAUCGCCGAUCGCCAAGAGCUUCUCCUCGACGUGCGUCGCGCAGCUUUCGCUGCGGCGCGACAGAAGUCUGCGCAGCUCUUGGGCGCAAGCGGCGCUACCCCGCCCAAGAAACCAGUUGAAGGCCGCCUUUCAGAGGCGACCCGUGGUCACCCAGCGCGCCUGUCUUCCCCAGCAGGCUCCAGGGAAGGCGUAGAGGAUGCGGCGGCGGGAUUAGAGGGGGAGGCUCGGAUCGGAAGGGAUGCUGCAGCGAGCGCAGUCGCAAGCGCUGCCGCCUUGGCAGCUGAGGAGACUGCAUGCGAAGGGCUGCGGGUUAAGCAGGAGGAAGAAGAGGCCCAGAAAAACGCCCACGGCGACCGGGUCAGGCGUGCGGAGAGAAUGUGGAGAGAAGCGGUUCACAAGGGCGGCCGAUCGAAACGCGUAGAAAGCAGAGGCCCCUUUUUCGACGCUGUCGUCGAGGGAGAAAUGGCUUUGCACUACUUGGAGAGCAUCAGCGCCGUCGACCUCCUUCAGCAGCUGGUCUGCUGUCUCGUGACUGGCGCCGUCGAAACGUGGCUAACUUCGUGUGCAUGUUCGCUGCUGGAUGCUGCAUUCGGCGGCCUACGUCCCUCUCUGGAAGAGACGGCGCGGAAAGAGGCCGCUGUACAGACGGUUGCGUGCCUGGCUGGGUGCCGCCAUUUUCUAUCCGCGUCAUCGACUCACAUGCCUCUCCACUCCUCGUCGGCUGCAGCCGCUUCGCCUCGGUUUCCGCCGUGUGUUUUUCUGCCCCUUCUCUCCGCAGUGUUGGAGCUGCAGCGACAAGCGGUUCUUCAGCUGGCGGCAGCCGGUUCCCGCAGCGCGCGAGAUUCGUUGAGGGCCUCGCAUGAGCCGAUGAACCGUGUAAGUGACGCGGGCGAUGUUUUCUCUCCGUUUGCUCUUCUCUGUACGCCGGCGGUCUUCGCCGCGUUUCUCCACUGCGAGCUUACCGCGUCGCGCGCCUCUUCGCUGCUGCAGAAAUUCGACCGGUACGGAGAGAAUCUCCCACGCGCCUCUCUCGGCGGGGUGCCCCUGAGAGGGGAGACGCUUCUGGGGGGAGCGGCGCUGCAGCUGUCUGAGCGCGUUUUGAGUCAGCAUCUGCGGCAGGCGAGAGAGGCUGCCGGGACGGCACAGAGCAGCCGUACAGAGAGGGCAGAUCCAAACAGAUACUCCGACGCGAUUGAGCUCGAGGGGCUUGGCGAAGACGCUGAAGUGCCUGUUCUGGGCAAAGAGGAAGUCUCGUCGGUGAUGUUCUACGUGAAGGAUUGCCAGAAGGCUGCGAGCGGAUCCUGGGGGCCCGAAGAGGGGGCGGAGACGCCCCUGGACUCGCCAGGGGACUGGUGGGGGAGGGCGACGAGGAGUGCAGACCUUUCGCUGUCGAGUACCUCCUUCGCGUGGACUCUCCGGGGUCCGCAGGGUCUCAGAAACUUCAGAAGAAGCGAGUUUUGA